Fusarium odoratissimum NRRL 54006 is the source of this 814-nucleotide messenger RNA. RefSeq lists its product as uncharacterized. The transcript has a single exon. NCBI's taxonomy places the organism in Eukaryota, Fungi, Ascomycota, Sordariomycetes, Hypocreales, Nectriaceae. The record is from RefSeq and is a predicted model, not a curated record. Bases 321 to 707 code for a protein of 128 amino acids.
CGACGCUGUACAAGUUGCGCGUGUUGCGCGCGUGAGCUGUGCUCCUUGAGAUUCAAAUUCAAGUUAAGGAUGAACAACUCGAGGGGAGGGGACUUCACUCCCGGGUGCUUCAGAAUGCUGUACGAGGUGGUGAUGGGUGAUAUGAUGAGGGGAAUGCUGUAUAAGGCAGAGUGAAACGAGGCAGCUGGCCGUGUAGCGACAAGAGGUCGAUAAGAUGGUGAUGGUGCCGACGAUGUUUAAUCACCGUAUUGCCAGUCUGGGCGAGUUGAUUGUUUGAUAGACAGAUGAACAGACAGAUGGAUGGUUUAUUGUAGGUGCGGAUGGCAUCCGUCUCCGGUACAGACCAGCACUGGAGGAUGAUGGAGGGAGGACGAGGACGACGAAGAGGGAGUGGGACAAAGAUGGCUGCUGGGAUAUCAAAGAAGAUGGAGUGGAGGGCAAAAGGGUUUACCGUUGGAAAGACGGCGCGAUCGAGGGAGACGGAUGACGAAGAAUGGUUGGUUGAGAUGGCGCAAGCCUGGGGGAAGGAGGGGGAUGUGAGUGGAGAGCUAAGCCAAGGCAUGGACAAGAACAAGGGUCAGCGAGCAGGGGAACAAAAACCCUGGUUGGCUAUGGUUAGGAAAUGGUGUGUAUGUAUAAGAGUAAGACAAGACACAGUGAGGAAGAGGAUGAGGAGACGACCAGGCGGAGGCGGAGUCGAGCUUUGAGUAGCAAAGAUAAUGAUUAUGGUGAAAGAAACUAUCGUCGAAAGACGUGACAGAAUGCGGUGUAGACGGUUCUGGCGGGAGAAGCAGCGCAAUAUCAAGAGGUGUGU